Molecule: messenger RNA, 10706 nt
Organism: Manis pentadactyla (Chinese pangolin)
Lineage: Eukaryota; Metazoa; Chordata; Mammalia; Pholidota; Manidae
Gene: PON3
Product: paraoxonase 3
Exons: 9
Coding region: 86-1150 (354 amino acids)
Cellular component (GO): extracellular region
Molecular function (GO): arylesterase activity
Source: RefSeq, a predicted model, not a curated record
GGCGCCCCGGGGGGCGGGGCCGGGAGCCCGCCGGCCGCGCCCCCGGGAGUGCUCCCCGCAGCUGGGCGCCGCUGGGGGAGAGACCAUGGGGAAACUGGUGGCGCUGACGCUGCUCGGGGCCGCACUGGCCCUCCUCGGGGAGAGGUUUGUGGCAUUUAGACAAAGAACUAAUGCACCUCGAGAAGUGGAGCCAGUAGAACCCCAGCAUUGCCACCUUAUUGAGGGACUUGAAAAUGGCUCUGAAGAUAUUGACAUCCUUCCUAAUGGGCUGGCUUUUAUCUCCACAGGAUUAAAAUAUCCCGGCAUGCCAAACUUUGCUCCGGAUGAGCCAGGGCAGAUCUUCCUGAUGGAUCUGAAUGAGCAAAGCCCAAGAGUCCAGGCACUAAACAUCAGUGAUGGUUUUGACAAAGAAUCAUUUAAUCCACAUGGAAUCAGUACUUUCACUGACAAAGACCAUAAUGUGUAUCUUUACGUUGUGAAUCAUCCCCACAUGAAGUCCACUGUGGAGAUAUUUAAAUUUGAGGAACAACAGCAUUCACUGGUACAUCUGAAAACCAUAAAACACGAACUUCUCAAGAGUGUGAAUGACAUUGUGGUGCUAGGACCAGAGCAGUUCUAUGCCACCAGAGACCACUAUUUUACCAACUUCUUCUUGGGAUUCUUAGAGGUGUUGAUGGAUCUUCACUGGACCUACGUGCUUUUCUACAGUCCAGGAGAGGUCAAAGUGGUGGCUGAAGGAUUUAGUUCAGCCAAUGGGAUCACAGUCUCACAAGACAAGAAGUAUAUCUAUGUAGCUGAUGUACUGGCUAAGAACAUUCAUAUAAUGAAGAUACAUGAUAACUGGGAUUUAACUCAACUGAAGGUAAUCCAGUUGGGCACCUUACCAGACAACCUAAGUGUUGAUCCCGACACCGGAGAUAUUUUGGCAGGAUGCCAUCCCAAUGCUGUGAAGCUGCUGAUCUAUAACCCUGAGGAUCCUCCAGGGUCAGAAGUACUUCGCAUCCAGAAUGUUUUGUCUGAGAAGCCCAGGAUAAGCACUGAGUAUGCCAAUAAUGGUUUUGUGCUGCAGGGCAGCUCUGUGGCUUCUGUAUACCACAGACAACUUCUUAUAGGCACCGUAUUUCACAAAGCUCUGUACUGUGUGCUCUGACUACAGGUAUCCCAGUAGGUCUACAUGUUUGGUAAAAAUGAACCCCUAAUUAUGUGAUAAGUGAAACUGUAAGUAAAUGACAAACACCAACCUUGGUAACUGUGGCAAAAUUACCUCCUCCAGUCCAGACCAGGAGAAAAGCUAAUGUUCAAAUAUUUACCAUUCCCCUUGUCCUCUAAUAGUGCAAGGCACAAACUGUCAGUCAAGUGCCCAGCCCACAGAUAAAAGCAAGAAUUGGUAUCAUGAGACUGCUUAAAGCCCCCUGAAAUUUGCGUUCUCCUCAGUACAGACAUGAAAGAAACCAGGUUCUGGAAAAUCUUACAGAGAAAGGCCUCAUUAGCUACUCUAGGGUAGGGUAGGGCUGAUCUGUUUCUCUGAAAUAGGUGUUUCUUUAUUUAUGGUGUUAUUCAUCUCUGAAGUAUGGUAAAGCUUGGCCCUGAACCAUAAGAUGGAACCUCAGGGUUCUUGACCUCCAAUUGCUUUAAACUUGCUUUUUUGCUUAAUUCAAUAAAUAGUUGUUAAGCAUUGUCCCAUAGACAUGACCCUAAGGAGUCAGAAGUAAAUAACACAGUUCUGGCUUGAAGUCCUGUCUUAAGGACCACUUCAACCUUUGUUUCAUGAGAAUGAAUUAAAGUGUCCCUUUCUUGAUCAAAAACCAGGACACCCUUUAGCAAGUCAUUAACGAGAAGCAGAAUGCUCAAGCACCCCACCCCCUUAUCCUUUUGUGACUUUUAUUGUCAAGUUAUGGGGUUUUUUUUUUCCCCUUCUGGGAAUGCGGAAUUGGUGAGGCCUCUUAAUUUUCUAAAAAAUUUUGCUCAGUUAGAUACAAGUUUUGGGGAAAAGUUUUGGGGCAGAGUAAAGUUGUACUAUUUGGCCCUUGUGAGUCUUUCUCAUUUAUACAGUAAAGUUGUAGUUUCCAUUGCUUCAGGGGAGGAAUGACAAAGCAGAAUGUGAUUUUCAGUUCUCAGAGUUUAAAUAUCAAAAGCCUAAUCAUCAGGAUAACACAGGAAAAAAUAAUAACUAAGAGCAUGUAUACAAUCAGUUAAAAAAUAUAUAAUAGUGUUUCUUUCUUUCUAUCCCUAAGCAUUACACCCAUUAGGUUGGAUAAUGUUUACCAGACUAGGGGAGAGAACAUGGAGAGUGAGAGACGGGAAAGCUAAAGGCAUUUAGAUGCUGGUGAUGCCGGGGUUCUUGUUUACGAAGCUGAAGAAUGAGCUUCACAAACACUCAAGGUAGGAGAGCAAGGUACAGGCUUUUAUUUAGAGAUAAAGUGAGAGGACAGAGCUCCCGGCUCAUGCCAGGAGGGGACAAGAGAGUCUGUGGUUGGCUCAUUGUCUAGGGGUUUUAUGCUUGGUUGAGGAUUUUCAGGAAUGAGGGUAAAGGGUUAGGGGUGCAGACUUGUCGAGUGGUCUCAGAAUGCUCAUUCUUGAUGAGUAACAGAGGAGAUUUUCAGCUCUGAUUCUUUCUCAAGAUAGCAGUUUCUCUCUGGGAGCAUGUCAAUUAAGAUUGCCUACCCUGCCCCCAAGGUGGGCUGGGUUUUUGCCUGUUUGCUGAAGUAAGUUAAGAAUCUUACUUCUUAACUUCUUGGGCUGUUUAUAGUUGGGCUUGCUUACUAAAUUAAUCCUUUUCCUAGGUUGCAGGUUACUUGAUUAGGAUCAGAGAAGGAAAUAUAGUACAUAUGUACAGUUAAAAUAAGCUGGGCCUUUUAGCAGGCUAAGGUAAAUUUUACAGUGAAGUCACAGGUUAUGCUGAGACACUUCUCUUUAUUUGCAGAACACUCAAACAUUCCAGGCCAAGUUGCUCCUGGCCUUUUGAGUUUUAACUGAUUUCACUGAAGAUGUCUAUAUUCCUAGUCUGGUAUCUUUACCCUAGAGAAUUAGUGUGACUCUGACGUUGCGUAAUGCUUAUCACAGAGUUUCGAUAGUGACCUCUUUGCACAUUGCUACAUUGUUCUGACUGUAAUUAUCUUGCUCUGCUUUUUCUCUGGGAGGCCCUCACCCUACUCUGCCUAAUCUCACAGUCCCUGUCUCACCGGUGGGUUCCUGAGGACCCGCCUACCCUGCCUUCUCCCCAGGCCAAGUUAUGAAAGACUGCAUGAUCAAACCACCAGAGAGGUAUGGAGGAUGGGUAGGCCUAGGAAAGUCACAAGGCUUUAGGGUUCCCCUUCCUGUAGGCACUCCCUAUCUUUAUGGGAUUAUUUUGAGCCACAUCCCUCACAAUUGUAACUCUGGGAGGAAAAUCCUGGUAUAAAGUACCUUUGAAACCAAAAUCAGUCAAAGGGAGAAAUAAAGUGUGAGAAACCUGCUUAUUUCUUACAAACAAUGCUGCAGAAGAAGAGGCCCCACUCAACCUCACCCAUCCAGAUAUGCCCAUGCUCCCACUUGUAAUUACCUAUUGAUAUGGAGAUGAACUACUUCUCUCCACCCCUUGGAAAUAAUUAUUGAUAUGGAGAUGAACUAAGGCCAGACAGGAGAUUCUGGAAAUAUUGCAACAAUAUUUUUUUGUGGGAAAUACCCACAACAAUAAAUGCUGCCUUUUGAUGAUUCACUGUCUCCCUUUUGUAACUCUGGGGUGGGGAGGAAUCCCUGGGCAAAAUACCUUUGAAAUCGAAUUCAGUCAAAGGGAGAAAUAAAGUGGGAGAAAGCCAUUAAUUUCUUACAAGCAGUCCACUUCUGCUCUCCCGUGUCUCUCACAACCCAGCUGCAGAAGAAGGGAUCCCACCCAACCUCUCUGGUCCAGAUAUGCCCUCACUAGCCCAAGUAAUUACCUAUUAUUAUGGAGAUGGACUACUUCUCUCUUCCCCUUGGAAACACUUAUUGAUAUGGAGAUACACUAAAGCCAAGCAAGAGAUUCUGGAAAUAUUGAAAUUUUACCCACACUACGUAAAAUAAACACAUUGCCAUUUCUACCCUGCUCACAAAAACUGUGCAUCAUCGUAAAAAUUUCUGAUUAUCUUAGAUGCUAAGUUCUGGAGUUACGUGUUAUGGUAUUUAAUCAGCUAAUGAAACAGAAAACUACUAUAACAUACAGAUUCAACAAAGGCCAAAAGUUCAUUCUUUUAAAAGAUUAAUAGAAACUAAUACACAUCUUGUGAGACUUAAUCAAGAUAAAGAAUGGCUCAAUGAUGCAAUGUCAGAAAUGAAAAAUAAGAUGUAUAGAUGCUAAGAGAGAUAAAAAGAGGAGGUGAUGAACCACUUUAUGCCAAUAAAUUUGAAACUUUAUUAAAAGAACAACCACCUAGAAAAAAUAUAGCACUCUAUUAGGGUAAGCCUAAACUAUAAAAUUGAAUGAUCAUUACUCUUUCACUUUCCAGUUCUCAGGAAAGUAUCUGAUGGGACAGCUUCCCUUUAGGGGGCCAUUCAGAGACAUCACUGGUCAGGAUCUUGCAGGGAAGAGAAGGCACCCUCAAACAGGGCUAUUGAGGGAAGUUCUUUAAGGGGACUCUUUACACUAUGGUCAGAAGUUUAAGGGAAACUAACAAAACACAGUACAAAACUCUAGUGCUGGCAAUGAGUGAGAGAGAUGGGGUGCAGAGAAGGCCAUGGUGUCUUUCAAACCCAAUGUAUGAAGGAACAAGAUGUGGAAACAGUUACUAGAAUCAAAAGAGGAGAGAUAAAGUGGAGCCUCUCCCAAUAAAUGCUGUGUUCAUUGGUAGAAGGAGGCAGCCAACCCGUGACACCUCAGCAGAGAGAGAGCAGAGAGAGAGAGCAGAGAGGAUAAAUAUCUUAACUCCCCUCCACACUAAAAGCCAGAAGACAAGGGACUAUUAAUGAAGCCCAUAAAGCCUCCAGGACACAGAGCAAUGGGAAGUUGCACAGAGAGUGGAUCUUGAGCAGCAAGUGGCUUCAUCAUGUUAUUGCACUAUUGCACAUCUGCAUGAUAGAAACUAGGUCACUACCAUCUCUAUGUGUCAUCAGACUGGAGAAGGAAGGGAAAGAGAAAGAGGACAGAGGGUCUCAAGGAGAAAUAACCAAUGUCUUAAGGCCCAGGACCAGAAAUGGGAGUCAUUACUUCCAUUCCCUUACCAAUAGUAAAAACUAACCACAAGGCCACACCUAACUAACUGCAAGGAAAAAUAAGUGAUGUAAUAUGACUAGAGAAACAUGUGCAAGGAAAAAGAAAUAAUAAAGUUCAGUAAACAAUUUGUAGUCUGUGUCACAGUCCACCCUUUGGCCACCAAAAACCCAUCUGCACUCUUCUCUUACACUUUGAAUUCCUCACCAAGGAAUAUAACCCGAAGUUCCAUCCCAUUUUUGCAUGCAGCUCAAAGCACAGAUCUUUGGGUGAUGCUUGACUUCUGCAUUAGGUUAGAUGUGGUUGCAUGUGGCAGUCUGAAAAAUAAAAUUAUUGACCAUACCCAACACCCUGCACCAACACAUUCAAUUACAAUGGUCAAGUACGAGCAGAACAACUAUAAUAAACAUGCCUAGGAAAAGAAAGGUGGAAUGGGAUACAUUAUGCAGUCAGUGCUUCAUUAUUCCUCCAGAGAGGGAUUGAGAAGCUUCUGGGCUUGGCAGUGAUGUAAUUUCCCAUGUCCUCUGUGGAUCCAAACUUUGCCCUUUGGAAAUUCUUCCUAGUGCAUUAUGCUUAAGGCCACAUCCGUACAGUGGUCUUUGGAAAGACUACAUGAUUUUAGUAGCCUCCUACAGGCAUAGGCUUGAGAAUCUGAGGACACUUUCAGGACGGGUUUUUUGUUGCUUCUGAAAGGUGAGUAUCUUAGAAAUUCGAUAGGCUUCUGUGGCUUUUGUUUCCAGCCAGUGCCCUGUGCCAACAGCAAAACUCAGAUUUCUUUUUGGAGCAGUUUUUAAGCCAAAUUUAUUUCCUGGUUUCUACAUCUAUCCAUUUCUCUCUCCCUCAUUUAAGUACUGUCUCCUUUUAGGCCAUCGGAAUGAUGGGUAAGAAGAGGCAGCCCCAUGAAUAUAGUCUUCCAUGGUGCUAGGUCCCUGGGCUUUCCUAACUGAUUGGCAUUUGGGGAAGGCCAAGAGCUGUAGCAAUCUUGCCUCCUGCUGUUGGGGCACAGACCAAAUUUCUACACCUUCUCUUAGUCUUCUGCUUUAUGCCUGCUAGUUCCUACCUGAGCACAUAAUUUUCUUUACCACCCUCUACAAAAAUCAUCAAGGAACAAGCAAUACACAUCAACAUUUGGUUGCUGUCUGGGUAAAUGGCCAAUCUUUUAAGUUACUUCAGGAAAUGGUUUAAUUAUAUAUUUUUGGUGAGGACAUUUCAGGGGUCUCCAGUUUUAUAGCCUGUGAUAUCUGUUUACUCAACUCUAGUCUAACCACAUGUUUAAGGUCACUUCAUAGAACCCUACUUCCAAGUUCAAAUUUCUAUAUUUUUAAGGUCACACUAAGCUGCUGUUAACAAAGUGACCUCAAAUAUGGCAACUUAGAGAAUAUAGACAUUGCUAAAAUGUAGUACAUCACAGUGGAUAAGAGCAUAGAUCAGAGAGCCCAGUUCUCUGGAUCUGAAUCCCAGUUCAGCCAUUUACUAACUAUGGAACUUUGACUUUCUCUGAGUCUCAGUUUUCAGAUCUUUAAAAUUGAAGCAAUAAUAGUAACUACCACUGAGGGUUAGUAAGGGGAUUAAGAGCACAUGUAAAACUUAGAACAGUGCUUGUUACAUGCCACUGUUGUAUAAGUACUUGCUAAAUUUAAAAAUGUAUUUAUAACCUCUUUCAUGUAAGAGAUGUCAGCUGACUGUUCUGAAACAGAUCACACGAAAAUUCUGAUCCUUGCAUUCCAGCAGUUUUCACACAGUAGCAUGUGUUCUGUGGAGCAUCACCAUCUUCAUGAUCAGUCAUCAUCCUGGAUUCUGUCCGAAGCAAAUGGGACACAGAGUGUGAGGACGCACACCAAAUGUCUCCAGGCUCAGCCUAGAAACAGCACAAACCACUGCCAUUGAUGUUCUUUUAAUAAGAGUACAAUUCUGUGGCUCACCUAAUUGGAAAGGAGACUGGGUAAUUUAGUUUAGCUGGAAGCCUUGUGCCCAGAAAGGAGGGAUUUGGAUAGAUAGCUAGACACUUCUACCAUAGUUCCUUUAACUGACUCAAAAAAGUUUGGAAAUCCUUAUAAUUCUGUAGGUAUUAAGAAAAUUGAGUUAGUAAUUUUAAAAUUUCACAUUAAAAGAGACUAAAAGCUAGAGACCAUCAAGUGUUAAGAAAGUUGAAGUGGAUGGAUAAAUUGUAGUAAGUUCAUACAAUGAAAUGCUAUACAGUGAUGUAUACCACAACUAGAACAACAUGCAACAACAGGGAUGAAUUUCUUAAAUAAAGUUGAACUACAUGAAACAAAAAUGAAUCCAUGUAGUGCUCACUUUGGCAGCACAUAUACCAAAACUAGAAUGACACAGAGAAGAUUAGCAUGGCCUUGUGCAAGGUUGACAUGCAAAUUCAUGAAGUGUUCCAUAUUUUUAAAAAAUGAAUACAUGUAGUAUGAUUUUGUUUGGUGGGAAUUCCAAAAGAGUCAAAAUUAAACAUGAUGUUUGACGAUGCAUGUACAGGUGGUUAAGUUAGAACAGGGAGGCAAUGAUUAUCAAAAAAGUUAAGGUAGUGGUUGACCUAGAGAAGGAGGGAAUUGUGAUCAGGGAAAGAAAGAUACAUGGAGAAGCGUCUAAGGUGCUGGUAAUAGUACAUUUCCUUACCUGAAUGGUAAUUCAUAUUUAUAUUUCUUUUAUAAUUAUUCUACAACUGUAUAUAUGGUUUUUGAUACAUUGUUAUGUAUAUAUGAUAUAUCUCACAAUAGAUUUUUCAUGCAUAUGGAAGAGCUAAGUCAACUUCAAAAAAUAAAAGUGAAUGGCAGAGAUAGAUCUAAUAAUAAAAACACUUAAGUAUUUGUGAAAGAAAAAACAAAGAGAUCAAUGGAACAGAAUAAAGAUCUCAGAUAUAUUUUUCUUUGAGGAAUUAAUGUAAGAUGAAGUUAGCAGUACCAAUUAAUAGGGAAAGGAUGUUUGUUUAGGAGAUGGCCUUGGGAGAAUGGACUCAUGUUACUGAUAGAAAUAAAGCUAUGUCUUACCUAACAUCACUGAGAAACAACCAAACAAGGGUCUAUAAUCUUUAGAGUUAAGAGAAGAUGAUGUAGGAGAGUACCUUUAAGACUUAAGGGUAGGAAAGGACUUCUGAAAUAAAAUUUCAAAAAUACAAACCCUAAGACAAGAAACCCCAAGUCUCAACUGAAUUUGAGUCACCAAAGUUAAGGAUUUCCUCUUAGGGAAGGACAGCACUGACAAAGAUAAUAGACAAAUAACAGAAUGAGAAAUAUUCGCAAUGUUAAACUGAGAAGGUAUUAGUAGGUAGAAUAUAUUGGGGAACUCUUGGGACUAACAAAGUGGAGGUGGUAACCCCAAGGAAUAAGAGGCAAAUGGUGUGAAAAGGCAAUAUACAGAAAAGGAGAAAAAAUGAAGGGCAUGAAAAAUGCUCAGAAUCUUUUGUAAUCAGAGAAGUGUCAAUUAAAACGGCACUAUUAAAUUACUUUAUACCUCUUAGACUAGCAAAAAUUAAAAGGCUUCAUUGCCAAGUGUUGAUUGGGAGGUGGGGAUGACCUCAUGCUUCAGUGGAAGGAGGGUAGACAGUUGCGGCCACUAUAGGUAAGACGCAGAACUCAAGGCAGCUUAAGACAUGUAAGUUUCAGAGCCACUUCUGCAGCCAAGGUCCGCUCUAGGAAAACAGAUGCUUGCGAUACUGCCUCUUCUCAGUUUCAAGCUGUGGUCUUGCUCAAGCCUUCUAAUUUACAGACACAAAAUGGCAUCCUGUACUGUGGUUUCAAGAGAGCUGGGGAAACGUAAGUUCUAAUUUCUACCUCUGAGGGGCAGGAAGAGUGGAGUCCACCCACCUCCCUGCCAGGUAGGGCUCAGGCACAAGUUUUUAUAAACUCUCCCUACACAAUUCUAACAUGUAACCAGGAUUUUAAAAUACUGCACCCAAAGGAUAUUGGAAAAGAAGCAGAAGGUGCUAUUUAGUAUCUUUACCACACCACAGAAAUGGACCUGUAUGCACACUCAGCAUUAUUGACACACUUGUGUUCAUAUUAUUUGUAAUAAUAUUGCAGCAGGAAAACAAAUCACUUACCUUGCCUUUUUUUUGCCAAAACUCAUUUUUGCCAUGCAAUGAGUUUGUUCAGAACAGCAGCUUACUGGAGAUGUAGAUCACCAUAAUCAGCCCAGUUAAGGGAAAGUCAUCCAAUUGAGGAAAACCAAAAGGAAAAGGCUUAAGUAGGAGCAGAGAAUAUAGUGGAAACUUAACACACUUUAGUCUGAUACUCUCUAAAACAGAUAAAGCAGAAAAAGUGCAGUCCAUCAGGGAUGACUUAGGAAAAUGGUGAAAUGAGUAUUUACCACAAAAUUGUGCUCACCAAGUCCCAGGCUUUGUCAUCCAGAGGAGCUCUGUAGUUUCUAACAACUAACUGGUGAACAUCUUUGAUUCCACUGAGAAGUAAAACCUAAAUGAAGGGCAGAAGAAGCAUUUUGUGAACUGUUAACAAUUUCCAGUACAGAAAUGAUAGUGGCUUCUGUAGUGAAUCUGAAGAUUGUGGGUGGAAUGUAAACUCAAAAUCUUUGGAAAAUACUAUUUUCUCUAGAAUCCAUUCAUAUGAAAAAUCCUUCUUUCCAGGGUUUUUCCUGAUGAACACUCAUUAAAUCAUGUCCUUCUGAAAUCCUCUCUCAGCUUCUACUUCUGAGGAAAUAGACACAGACAUUCAACCUGGCUUCUCUUUGUUCAAGAAAAGCCAUAUACUCACUUUCUCGACUUCGGUAGUGGGUUGGAUAACUGUUUCCCAAAUACCCUGGUUCUUUUCAUGGUGUGCUGUUCUCCGUGUGCUGAUGACACAUCUCUGUGCUGUUGAACUCAAGAGCGGCCAUAUGAUUGAUUUUGGCCAAUGAAAUGUUGGUAGAAGUAACGUGUCACUUCCAGGUAGAAAUUUUAAGAGCUAGGAUGUGUUUCCUCUGCCCCCAAACUGGUAGUGUUCUAGAAUGCCUAGGCUGGAUCCUGGAUUGGUGCUGAUGGAAAGCAGAGCUGCAGCCAGCCUGCAAUGGACAUGUACCUUGAGUGAUACAAACCAACAUGGAUAGCCUCUGUAGUAUGCUGCAGUAAUUGAUCUUUUUCAUUUGUGGUGUCUAGUAUUUCAUUUUAUGUGUCUACUAUGAUUAAUUUAUCCAUUCUACUACUGAUAGACAUUUAUGUUAUAGCCAGGUUUUUAAAGUAUUAUGAGCUAAGCUGCAAUAAACUGUCUUGUACAAUGCAUUUUAAUGCACAUAUGUAACAUUUCUGUGGGUAUGUAUAAUAUGCAGAAUUGGAAUUACUGAAUAAUAGGGCAUACAUAUGCACAAUGUUAAUAGACACUGGCAAGCAGUUUUCCAAAGUAGCUGUGCCAACAUACUCUCCCACUAAUAAGGCUGAGAGUUCUGUUUGCUCCAUUUCCUUGCCAACAUUUAAUAGUUACAUGUUUUCUCUUCUUCCUUUUUUAAAAAAAUGUUUAACUAUUCUUACGGGUGCACAGGAAUAUAUCAUUGUAAUUUUUAUUUGCAAUUUCAAGGUGACUAAUGGAAUUAAACAUGUUUUCCUGUG